Messenger RNA from Callorhinchus milii (elephant shark), 2049 nucleotides. Its product is annotated as calpain-5. Gene Ontology annotation, molecular function: calcium-dependent cysteine-type endopeptidase activity. The transcript is spliced from 12 exons. The coding region runs from base 1 to 1983 and encodes 660 amino acids. Gene Ontology annotation, biological process: proteolysis. NCBI's taxonomy places the organism in Eukaryota, Metazoa, Chordata, Chondrichthyes, Chimaeriformes, Callorhinchidae. The record is from RefSeq and is a predicted model, not a curated record. Gene Ontology annotation, cellular component: cytoplasm.
AUGAAUGGAAUUGACGUGUUGAUGCAGGCGAGAAAAAAGCUGUCCGAGGAGGAUAAAGGUCAGGAGAUGGGAAGUUGGGAGACGGGAAGAAAGUCAAACGGAAUCUUUCUGUCGACAGAAUUGGCAACAGACAUGAAAUCUCCAUCAAUGAGGCCGGAUACACUGAUCAAUACCUUCAGAUACAUCCAGGCAAAGGGUUUCGAGGUUGUCCAGACCCAGGAGCUCUGUGAAUCCCCUCGGCUAUUUGUGGACGGAAUCAGCUCACACGACCUGAAUCAAGGGGAGCUGGGCAAUUGUUGGUUCCUGGCUGCAGCGUCCUGCAUAGCCACGAGAGACGGACUUUGGCAAAAGGUGAUCCCGGACUGGAGGGAGCAGGAUUGGGAUCCGAAGAGGCCGGAGAAGUACGGCGGGAUCUUUUGCUUCCGUUUCUGGAGAUUUACGGAGUGGACGGAGGUGGUGGUGGACGACCGUUUGCCCACGAUGGGGGGGGACCUCCUCUACUGCCACUCGACGUCCAGGCAGGAGUUCUGGAGCGCUCUCCUGGAGAAGGCGUACGCAAAGCUGUCCGGCUGCUACGAAGCGCUGAGCGGAGGGAACGUGGGAGAUGCUCUGCUGGAUUUCACUGGGGCGGUGGUGGAGACAUUGGACGUGAAGCCGGAAGACAGCGUGGAAACCUCCGGCGAGGGCUUCAAACUGGGCGACCAUCUGCUGACGACGUUUGACCAAGGAGGGCUGAUCAGCUGCUCCAGUCACCUGAAGCCCAGUGCUGAGAUGCAGGACCUGGGGCUGAAUACACAACACUCCUACUCGGUGACGGGCCUGCGGAGGGUUCCCCUGACAGCGGGUACCCUCGCCGGCUCCGGCCCCGGCCCCGACACGCAGCUGAUGGUCAGGAUGAGGAACCCCUGGGGCAACAGCGAGUGGAUCGGCCCGUGGAGCGACGCCUCAAAGGAGUGGAACAAAGUCAGCAAACAUGAACGCAAGAAAAUGGGCAUCGUGGUGAGGAACGACGGCGAGUUCUGGAUGACCUUCGAUGACUGGUGCAAAUACUUCACCAAAGUGAUCAUCUGCUUCCUCGUUAACACCUCCCGCCUGAGCCUGCGGAAGACCUGGGAACAGGCGAUGUUCGGCGGAGCUUGGACCAGACACACCAACCCACUGCUGCACCGUGCCGGCGGCUGCACCAACCACAUAGAAACAUUCCUGCACAAUCCCCAGUUUGUGUUUGACGUGACGAAGAAGAAGGAUGAGGUCCUGGUGUGUCUGCAGCAGAAAGAACAGAGGAUCCACAGGCGAGAAGGCAAAGGAGAGAUGCUGAUGAUCGGCUUCAGCAUCUUCAGGGUGGAACGUAACCGAGAAUACAGACUCCACACGUACCCUGAGAGAGUGGAGGGUUCCCGUUAUGCCGACACCCGGAGCGUGUUUCUACGGACCGUUCUGUCUGCUGGUCGUUACCUUAUCAUCCCGACCACCUUCUUGGCAGACAUUGAAGCCCCCUUUCUGCUGAGGGUCUUCACUGACACGGUCUCUGGGUGCAGGGAGUUAACCCUUGACAAGCCCAAGGUGACGUGUUGGAACAUUAUGUACCGUUACCCGCGGAUGGCCACCCAUGUCCACCUACAUGGUGCGAUGGACCUGCUGAAGCAACGUACCUCUGGAGGAGCAGACCCCUACGCGGUUAUUAAGUGUGAGUUUGGCAGGGUUCGCACGGCUGUCUUUGAAGACACACUGAAUCCCCAAUUUGACACCAAAGCCAUUUUUUACAGGAGGAACCCCAAGUUUCCAGUCAUCAUCCAGGUUUGGGACAGGAACAUUUUCUGGGACCGGUUAUUGGGCGAGAUUACACUUGAGGCUGCUCCGAGCGACACCGCCCAGCGCCAAGUUCUGGAACUUCAGAGAAAGGACAAGCGAGGAGGAGGAGGAGAGGCUCCCAGUCGCAUUGAGGUGACCAUCACCAGCAGCUUGGACCUCAUGACUUUGUGAGGCGUUCACUUCGGUUAGAGAGCUUCAGUGGGGGUGGGGGUGGAGCGAGCACAGGGCAAUAUAAUA